Molecule: messenger RNA, 3061 nt
Organism: Mytilus trossulus (common blue mussel)
Lineage: Eukaryota; Metazoa; Mollusca; Bivalvia; Mytilida; Mytilidae
Product: tRNA endonuclease ANKZF1-like
Exons: 16
Coding region: 134-2908 (924 amino acids)
Molecular function (GO): protein binding
Source: RefSeq, a predicted model, not a curated record
CUGUAUAAAUUCCAUUUACGACAAAUAUGUCAGCGCCCAUACAAAAAAAAAUCAAAACAUAUUUUAUGUAAAUUUAAAGUAGUCAACGUGAAUAAGUUUUGAUCUCUUGUCUGAGUUAAACACAACAAAGAAGAUGGAUUCAACAACAACAUCCCCUAAGAAACUACAGAAGAAAAGGACUCAGCAAUACUCUAUGUGUUUUCUAUACAACACUGGAGAGGCUAUUGCCAAGUUAACAGGACUGACUGUUGCUACAUGUAAUCCCUCUACAGAGAAAGGCAAAGCAACAACAUUAAUUGAUGAGACUAAGGAGGCAACAGUACAACAAAGACCAGAUUUUACUACAGUAUCGGAAAAAAUGUCUUGUAAUUACUGUGAAGCUGACUUUGAAUCAAGAGAAGAACAGAAAAGACAUUACAAAUCAGAUUGGCACAGAUAUAAUCUGAGACUAAGAUUAAAGGGACUAAACUCUGUAAAUGAAGACCAGUUUGAAGAGCUUUCAGGAAAUAUAUCCAGUUUAUCUGGCUCCGAGUCUGACAGUGAUGAUGAUGACAACCAUGCUACAAGUAAACCUAUUGGAAUGGCUGCCAGGUUUCAGAGGAAAUUAGAGGUCAUAGGAACAGGAAGUAGUACAGACAGUGACACCGAGGACAAUAUAAUGGAUGACAGAGCUCGCAAAUAUCCAAAAAUAUUUCUUAAAAAUUCACUGGGCGAUCUAAUAUCUCUAUACAGAUGUGUUGUGUGUCACAAAAAGGUUACUCCAACUAGCCAUUCAGAUUUAAUGUCCAUGGUAACAGACAUUCCAAUGCAUAUGAAGUGGGCAGUCAUGAUGUCAAGUGGAGGACAUUUUGCUGGAGCAAUAUUUGAUAGGGAUAACAUAAUUGCUCAUAAAACAUUUCAUCGAUACGUUGUGAGAGCUAAGCGUGGUACAGCACAGAGUAGUAGAGAUAGUCAGGGUAAUGCUCCUAAAUCUGCUGGUGCUGCUCUUAGGAGAUAUAAUGAGGCUGCUUUACAAGAGGAUGUCAGAGCGCUGCUUACAUCAUGGGAUGAACAUAUUAAAUCAUGUGACCUCAUUUUCCUUAGAGCUCCUAGUUUUAAUAAGAAGAUAUUUUUCUCUGGCAAAACACCACCAUUAGAUAAAAAAGACAAGAGAAUUAGAAUGAUACCAUUUCAGACCAAACGACCAACUCAUAAUGAGGUUCAAAGAGUUCAUCAGAUGCUUGCUUCAAUAGAAUCAUAUGGUGAGGAAGCAGGGAUACAGGACUUCAUUCCUCUUUCCCCACAGCUGACAUUUAGUGCAGACGUUGGGAAGUUAGUUAUUGUUCCAGAAGAUAUCACAUGCUCCCCUCGACAUAGAAAAAGUAGGGACAGACUAGGUACUUCUCCACUGACUAAACAAUAUGAAGAAGAUGAUGAAAUACCUCGAGAAAAGGGACAAACGAAAAUGGGCCUUGACUAUUUAUUAAAAAGUGAAAGUUUUCCCACUUCAUCUGGAAAUUCUACAGCAAGUGACUCAGAAUUAGUAGCAGUUAUGCAGACGCUUAAAACAGACCAUCUCAAAGAAUUCGACAUGUCCAAGAAACCAAAAAGGAAGAAAAAUACCAGAAAAAGAAGACUUUCCCUAAAACAUCAAGUGGAGCCUGGAACCAAUCCGUUGGAUGAAGAGAAAUACCACUUGAAAAACAGUUUAUAUACAGCUUGUAAAGUUGGUGAUGCAGACUCCCUUCUUAAUCUUCUAGCUGUUUUCAAUGUGUCAGACAAAUCUGAUGAUGAAGGAGGUCAAGGUGAUUCAAAGGUCAUAGGUGAUAAAGAAAUUGUUGUUAGUGUCGUAGAUGGAGAAAAUGUAAUACAGGAAACUAUGGAAGGAAUUGUAAAGUCAGACCGUAAUUUUAAUACCAGUGGAAGUGAAAUACAAUUUGAUAUUGAUAUAGAUGAUGUGAAGGGUCAAGAUACUAAUAGUUUGACCUUGGAAACUGAAAAUGUUAUUCAUAAUGAAAACAAAGUGGACCCUCAGUUGACUAGUGAUAAUCAUAAAAGCACUAGGACAGAAAAUACUGAAAAUCAGGAAACUAAAAGCAAAGAUAAGAACAUUGAUAACUUCAGUGAAGAUCUACCUAAGAAGCAAUCUGAAUUGACUUCUGAAUGUACUGAACAAGUGCAAGAUGUUGAAAAUGUGUUUGUUGAUUCAGUGAAUGAAAAAUCCAACAUGACUCUUAAUGUUAAAGAAAACAGUCGACCAGCAAGCAGAGACGGGAGUCGAUCUCGUCACUCCUCAGCCACUGAGGUGUUAUCUCCUAUAAUUGUAACUUCUGAGUUACUGAAUGAACCAAUAGGAGACAGUGAGACAACUCUACUGAUGAUAGCAGCUAAAGAAGGUCACAGGAAACUUAUUCAAAUGUUGAUGAAAGCAGGAUCAAAUCCAGCUAUCAAAGAUAAAUAUGGUCAGACUGCAUACCAGUUAACAUCAGACAAAGAGACCAGGAACGAAUUCAGAAGAUUUAUGGCCAAGUGUCCUGAAAGAUAUGAUUAUGAUAGUGGAAAGGUCCCAGGGCCACUAACUGAAGAAAUGGAGGCAGAAAGAAGGAAAAAAGAUGCUGAAAGAAAAAGGAUACAGAAGAAAGCAAAACAGGAAAGAGACAAGGAAAAGAAAGCAGAAGAAGCAAUACAAAGAGUUGAAGAAGAAGCAAAGAAGAGAUUUUUAUCAAUGCCAGAUAGGGAUAAGAGAGCCUUAGCAGCUGAAAAAAGAAUCCAGCAACAGAAAUUGUCUGAAGGAAUCCAGGUUGUAUUAAGUCGAUGUUACCAGUGUGCAAAGGACAUGACAGGAAAAGUUCCAUUUGAAUAUUUUGAAUUUAAAUUUUGUUCUCCAAAAUGUCUGAGAGAACACAGACAGAAAACUGGAAAGAGCUAAAAGAAGAUAUCUUGUAGAACUUUUAUUUUCAAAUUUUUGUGUCUUAACUGCAUUGUUCUUUGUUAUAAAAAUUAGAUUUGUAAUUAUCCGGUACCAUGUGUACAAAGCUUUGUGGUAUAAGUUAUUUUAUUAAAUUAAAAGUGCCUCCUUAUA